AUGACAACCAUGUCGCAGCCCAGUUCAGACACCCGGCCUCGCGCCCAUACUGCUAUGAGCUUUUCCUCCCAACGAACUCAUCGAAGCAGCGCCUCUGGACACAAGCUCGAAUUGACAGAAAGCGAAAAGGACAAGAAGAGACUGCAUACCAAGGCCGACCCGUCGAUGGCUUUGAGCGAGGCGACACCUGCGGAACAAGCAUUAGAACGGGCUACAGUUGAGGAUAUACGAGGGAUGACGCACAAGGACGCCGAUGGCAAUCUCAUCACCGACCCUGAUCGGUCAAACCCAACUCGACAUCGCUUAGAGCGACCCCUUGAUACAAUCCGAUCGUUCCAUGCUGCAGCAGAAGGCACAAGCUCGCGUCGUUCUUCGUUCAACAACAGACCACAUUCUCAGAUAGGACAACCUGGAGACACGAACCGCAGAGCAAGCUAUUAUUCUGCCAACGGUUUCUCUCCUCAGGGCAGACCACGGCCGUCACCCGGCGGUGGAUACUAUCGUAACUCAUCCUACGGCUUUGGCCCUCAAAGCUCGGUCGAGGAAUCCCCUGGUGCUUCCCAGAUGUACGGUAGGCGACAAAAUUCUUAUUACGGAGCCUCGAACGGGCCCCAGAAUGGCUACUACAAUGGCUAUCAAAACGGCUACAACGGCGAGAGCCCAGUUUCUGCACAUUCAUAUCAACACUCCUAUGAGACCAUGACUUCGGGCUCUGACGAGUAUGGAAAGUCGACCAACCCUAGUUCGCAAAAUAGUUCUUUCGACCAGUUGCAUCAACUUUCACGACCCAGGCCUGAGGGCAAUGACAGGAACUAUAGCCCCGACAAUCCAUAUGCAAAUGAGCUCAAAUUCGGCCAGUCUCCCGCCAUAAACAAACCUUUCGCACCAUACAACAUGAAUGACAACGUGCCUGUCAACAUGCCUCCCAACAACCCUCGCAAGCCUAUCAAACUCGGCGGCUCUGAAGGCGCCGUGGAUACUCCCCCGGAGUCGCCCCAAAAGAAACAAAGCUGGAUCAAGCGAAGGUUCAGUCGACGAGACCAGUGA
Molecule: messenger RNA, 1047 nt
Organism: Exophiala spinifera
Lineage: Eukaryota; Fungi; Ascomycota; Eurotiomycetes; Chaetothyriales; Herpotrichiellaceae
Exons: 5
Coding region: 1-1047 (348 amino acids)
Source: RefSeq, a predicted model, not a curated record